CCAGCAAUCCACUGAAUGCAGCAGGGGGUUUCCGGGACUACUUUAUCUCGGCGGAGGCGCACCAACAGUAGCUGCCGCACAUCGUUCUGCCUUGUUCCGUGCUUGGGGCAAGUUCAGCUUUUCGGCCCGAUUUUUCUAACACUUUUGUUGGUUGAAAUGGCCGCGGAUCCCGUUUCAACAUCUUCUAAUGCAUCGACAAACAACGAUGGCAUCCUCAUCGGUGAUAAAGUGUACUCUGAAGUCUACCUGGCGAUCGACAACUCUCUGGUUCCAGAGGAGAAGCUUUCUCCGACCCCCUCUAUGCUCGACGGCCUAGACCUCAACACGGAGACCGACCUUCGGAUCCUGGGAUGUGAACUCAUCCAGUCUGCGGGGAUUCUGCUAAAGCUGCCCCAGGUGGCCAUGGCGACGGGACAGGUUCUCUUCCAUCGCUUUUUCUAUUCCAAGUCCUUCGUCAAGCACAGUUUCGAGAUUGUAGCCAUGGCUUGUGUCAACCUGGCCUCCAAGAUAGAAGAAGCCCCGCGGCGGAUACGAGACGUGAUCAACGUCUUCCAUCACCUACGGCAAAUGCGAGGCAAAAAGGGUGCAAGUUCAUUGAUACUUGAUCAGAACUACAUAAAUACCAAAAACCAAGUCAUCAAAGCAGAACGGCGGGUCCUGAAGGAGCUGGGCUUCUGUGUGCAUGUCAAGCAUCCCCACAAGAUCAUCGUCAUGUACCUUCAAGUCCUGGAAUGUGAGAAGAACCAAACGCUGGUCCAGACCGCCUGGAACUACAUGAAUGACUGCCUGAGGACAAAUGUGUUUGUGCGGUUUCAAGCCGAGACCAUCGCCUGUGCCUGCAUAUACUUGGCUGCCAGAGCUCUGCAGAUGCCGCUUCCAUCCCGGCCUCAUUGGUACCUUCUGUUUGGAGCCAGUGAGGAGGAGAUCCGGGAGAUCUGCAUCACCACCCUCAAGCUGUACACCAGGAAGAAGCCCAACUACGAUCACCUGGAGAAGGAGGUGGACCGGCGGAAGAUGUUCCUGGCCGAGGCCAAGCUCAAGGCAAAGGGCCUGAACGCCGACGGCACGCCGGCCCUCUCCACGCUCGGCGGCUUCUCCCCGGCCUCCAAGCCCUGCUCCCCGGCCGUGGUGCCGGUGGAGGACAAGUCCCCCAAGCCCCAAGCCCUGAAGCCUGUGAAGAAGGAGCCGGACAACCGAGCCCAGGUCUCCAAGAGCCCGCACAACGGGUUAAGAAAAGAGUCCAAGAUCGGCAGGAACAGCAGCGGGUCCCGUUCUAGAACACGCUCCCGCUCCAGAUCCCGCUCGCCCCGCAGACACUACAACGGCAGACGCAGUCGCUCGGGGACCUACAGCUCGCGCUCUCGCUCCCACAGCCCGUCGCCACGGCGACACCAGCCCUCGCCGCUCCUCCCCCACCUCAAACCAAAGGCCAGUCACCACGGCAACAGCGACUCCAAGGUCUCCGGUCGCCACAGCGGCAGCGGCGGGGGCAGCUCAGGACACAAGAGGAAGCGGUCGCGCUCCCGGUCGCGCACCCCCAUCAAAGGGGAGCGCGAGCGGGAGAGGGAGCGGGACAGGGAGCGCGGUGCCUCGGACCUCGCCUCCUCCAAGAAGCACAAGCACGAGCGGGGCGGCGGGCACCACCGCGGGGAGAGGCGGGAACACGAGAGGUCCCGCUCCUACGACCGGGAGCGGGAGAGGGAGCGCGGCCACAAGAGCAAACACCACGGUAGUGGCGGUGGCGGCGGAGGGCACUCGGGGCACGGCCGGCACCGUCGCUGAGCCCCACACCACUCGGGUGGUCUCGGGGCCUGGCGGAAACAUAGUCAAACGUUUCCCAGGGUCCACCACCGCGUCACGCAACUGCUUGUCUUUCUCCAGUGUACGUACCAGUAUAAAACCAUCUGGGCGCCAAAUUGACCCUAAGAUCAUUCUGCGGUUCAGUGUUCAUGGCCUGAUCACAUGCGAGGCAUUGGACUUCCAAGAUUAACCUGAAUGUAUAUCCCACGUGUCAAAACGUGCUGGUUAAGGCAUUUGCUAUGGCCAAGACCACUGAUCGACCAACCACCUUUAUAGCUGAUAUUUGGCAGUGGUGGCUGAUAAUUUGGUAAAGCUGGGUGACGCGUUUUGGUGGAUCAAAUUCAUGUCAUUUGCAGCAGGAGGUCCUGAAAAGGAGUUAUUUUAUUUUCUUGAUUAUUGAUAAUUGGUUGAAUUAUGGAAACGUUAAUUUCGCCUGCCAGGCCCAGAGCUGCCUAACAUACCAGUCCACAUACUACUUUUGAAUGCAAAUGUUUUGUUUUUUUCAUGUAUUUUUCUCAUUUUCCAUUUCAAUGGACGACUUGAAGGAACCAUAUAUUUUACAGUGUAAAGAUGACAAAAAGCCGGAUUAUUGUGAAUGCUUUGAUUUAUUAAAGCAACGGACAGUGGAAAAAUGUACAAUUUAAAGGACAUUCAGGAAAGAAAAUAUUCUUAUCAUUGGAAUUUCUCUGGUUCAUAAUUUAUUGGACAAAUGUGCGAUGGCUAUAGCUGUGUUGUGUACAUUUGUAAAGAAUCAAAACAAUGGUGUUAUUUAGGGUAAGAGGCUAUAUAUCUUUUUAAGAUGCAGACUUGAUUGAAAAACCUUGUAGAAUUGUGAAUUUGUUACACGGCUUUUAGUCUGCACAUGUUCAUGUUUGAAUUUUUUUAUUAAAUUCAGUAAUAAAAGACUCACUGUAA
Messenger RNA from Gadus macrocephalus (Pacific cod), 2715 nucleotides. It is a transcript of the gene ccnl1a, whose product is annotated as cyclin L1a. Bases 16 to 1782 code for a protein of 588 amino acids. Gene Ontology annotation, biological process: regulation of transcription by RNA polymerase II. Gene Ontology annotation, molecular function: cyclin-dependent protein serine/threonine kinase regulator activity. The transcript is spliced from 10 exons. The record is from RefSeq and is a predicted model, not a curated record. Gene Ontology annotation, cellular component: nucleus. NCBI's taxonomy places the organism in Eukaryota, Metazoa, Chordata, Actinopteri, Gadiformes, Gadidae.